AUGGCACCCUCAAGAGCAGUCCUCCGCAGCGCGUCCACCGCCCUCGCCGCCCUCAGAUCCUCUUCCCGCACAUUGGCCUCGGCAGCACUCCCAGCGCGACAACUGCACCACUUGUCGCCUUCUUCUCGCUCCACCCUCACACGGCGCUUCGUCCUCACAACCUCGCCGUCACUUAGACACAAUUCCUCAGACGCAGCAGCAGCACCAUCACCCGCCACCGCAGUCGAAGCUCCAGACUACCUCGACGAAAAAGAACUCCACAUCUUCCAAAAGCUGGCCGCAGAACUAUCGCCCACAAAGCUCGAGGUUCAGGAUGUCAGUGGUGGGUGUGGAAGCAUGUACGCUCUCGACAUUGUGUCUGCAAAAUUCAAGGGCUUGAGCGUGAUCAAGCAACAUCGUUUGGUCAAUGCCGUGCUCAAGGAUGAGAUCAAAGGGUGGCAUGGUGUGCAGUUAAAGACGAAGGCUCCUUGA
Aureobasidium uvarum is the source of this 471-nucleotide messenger RNA. NCBI's taxonomy places the organism in Eukaryota, Fungi, Ascomycota, Dothideomycetes, Dothideales, Saccotheciaceae. The record is from the annotation of a GenBank genome assembly.